AUGGACGACUCACCACGAUCCUCUAAGCGGAGAAAGCUCGAUACCCCGAAGCGCAUCGAGUCGAAGGCAGCAGCGAAGGCAUCAACAAGGAAAGCCUCUGGAAGGCUUGCGAAGAAUUCCACCACAGUCACCAAUGGCAGCGCAUCGAAAGUCGAGGAGAAGCCAGCACCUGCACGCAAAGGACGUCCACUCAAGGGGUCAUCUAAUGGCACUUCUGCGAAGUCGACGGUAGUAGAGGCUAUAGACGUAUACGACGACAUUGAGGGCGCAUUGAAUGUUGAGGUAUCAUCACGGCCGUCUCGUCGGCCACAAGCAGCAUCCCGAGAGGAAUCUACGAGCACUGGGCCACCCACAGAUGCCCCAUCAAUCAAACCCAUAGCGAAACGUGGAAAGGGGCGACCUACCAAAGCGGAAACUGCCAGUCGAAAUGCUGCCAAGAAGUUGGCAAAUGGCGACAAGAACGGGGUAGAUGCUGAGGAAGAAGUCAAGACUGCGACAGUGCCAGCCAAACGCGCAAAGCGAACACCCGCUGCACCUACACGCAAGCCAGCAGCAUCUCGAGCGAAUGCGCGAAAGAAGAAGGAGACCAGUGCUGUUUCCGAGGAGGAGAAUGAUACAGAUGAGCUACAGGGAGAAACCAAGGCUGCUACGCCUCCAAAGCCCCGGUCGACACGGAAGCCAGCAGCCAGCACCAGAAAGAAAGCGGCGACAACAGAGACUGAAGAUGAGGAGGCCGUGGCCGUGACCCCGUCUAGAUCUACCAAAAGACGUAAGGCUACCGAGGAGCGAACAACCAUUCCAGAAACCGAGGAUGAACUCGCCAUCGCUUCACCAUCGAGCCUCAGGAAGCCACCUCCGAGCGCAAGACGACGCUUCAACCGCACCGAUCAGAUUAGAAAUGACGACGAAGAGCGUUGGUCGGAUGUAGAAGAGCAGACAAAUGGGCACGAAGAAGAUGAUAUGGAUGUAGAUGGCAACAGCAUCUUGGGCAGUGUGCUAGAUCCCACCGAACCAAGUCCGUUCAAUAAGCCCACGUCUGCACGGAAAGAAAAAGAAAAGGCUGCUCUACCGCUCCUAUACAGUAACCUGGCGCCAGGUCGAGAAUUGGACUUGCUAAAGACCAUCGUUGUCGAACGAAUCACCAACAAGCGUCCCUCGCCCCUGGUUGGCCUGGAUGAAGAGUUCAAAUCAGUACACCAGCUAGUCGAGCACACAAUCACGGCCGGCGAAGGCAAUUCGAUGCUCGUUAUCGGUGCUCGAGGCAGUGGCAAGACAGCGCUUGUGAACAAGGUCCUCUCAGAAGUUUCCAAAGAGAAUGGUGGGCAGUACCAUGUCGUCCGGCUGAAUGGCUUCAUACACACAGAUGAUAAGAUCGCUCUGCGUGAGAUCUGGCGUCAGCUAGGCAAGGAAAUGGACAUUGAAGAAGAUGGAAGUGGGCCAGGGAAGAAUUACGCUGACACCCUAGCCACUCUUCUUGCUCUACUUUCCCAUCCGUCCGAGCAAACAGGCGAAAUCACCGAUGAAGUAGCCAAAGCAGUCAUCUUCGUCAUGGACGAGUUCGAUCUCUUUGCCCAGCAUCCCCGUCAGACAUUGUUGUACAAUCUCUUCGAUAUUGCGCAGUCACGAAAAGCUCCCAUCGCAGUACUGGGACUUACAACGCGUAUCGACGUGACUAACAGUCUCGAGAAGCGCGUCAAGAGUCGUUUCAGCCACCGCUACGUGCAUCUCAAACUUGCAACGACAUUCACCGCUUUUCAAGAAAUUUGCAAAGCCUGUCUGCUCCUGCAGCCGGAGCAACUCAGCGUCCAAGAGCGAGGCAUACUGGAAGGCGGCAUCAAAGACACUACACCCGCCAAAAAGACUAAGCGAAAAGAAGCCACGCCCUCUUCAUUAGCACAAUGGAACACAAACAUAUCCCGCGGCGAGUAA
Messenger RNA from Pyrenophora tritici-repentis Pt-1C-BFP, 1929 nucleotides. The record is from RefSeq and is a predicted model, not a curated record. Lineage: Eukaryota; Fungi; Ascomycota; Dothideomycetes; Pleosporales; Pleosporaceae.